Molecule: messenger RNA, 5463 nt
Organism: Rhodofomes roseus
Lineage: Eukaryota; Fungi; Basidiomycota; Agaricomycetes; Polyporales; Fomitopsidaceae
Exons: 32
Coding region: 1-5463 (1820 amino acids)
Source: RefSeq, a predicted model, not a curated record
AUGAGUCAUCAGUGGCUGCACACCAACUUGCGCUUUUCUCUCCUCAACCGUCAUCUGCUGGCCCUGCUCAGCCUCUGCAACUCUCCCUCUCUGCCAUCCAUCCCGAAAUACCUGUUUCAAGUAAUGCCCACCCCGGAUUUUCCUAAGCUACCUGACGGUUUUCCUGGGCGAUUGGAGUACAAGGAGGACAAAUGGGUGUACUUUUCUUUGGCAUAUCCGUAUGGGAUCCCUGCCUGGGUCAUCACUGAGCUGCCAGGCGACAAGCUUGCUGCUGCUGCCAUGACUGCGAGGAAGCCAACCGAGUGGAACCUACCGCAUGUCGCAGAGGAGCAUGCGUUGGACAUAGGAUGGUUGCGUCUGUGUGGCCGUGACACGAUGCUGGGCCUUGCUGCCUACCUUAACGUGUCACAACGUGCUGCUUUCUGGUUGCAGGCCUUGGUGCCUGCCUCCAUUGUGGCACAGAAGGACAUGCCUGUCCCACUUGUGCAGCGUUACCUCAACUCUUGCAGCCGUGUGAUGGGGCCACGUGAGAAGUGCUCGUGUGAGGCACCUGUCAAGGCAGCAAAUGGGGAGUGGAUCAAGGGCACCGAGUUCAAGCGACUUGUGCUGAGCAAGGGCCUGAAGGGUACUAAGGACCGUAAGCACAUCUAUGCCAUCACGCAGUCCCAGCAGGUGCAGAACGGUGUUCUGGCACCCAACGUGGAGGCUAAAUCAUUCACUAGAGGGGAUGGUGAGGAUGCUGAGAUCCGUAGGGAGCUUGCAAAGGUGGGCAGUGAGCUGGGUGUACACAUCAUCCGCACCGUCCAGCCUGAGCUUUACCACCGUCUGGAGUUGCAUGCUAAGCUCCUGGGGUACUUCUGCCCUGGGACCAUGAGCAAUGUCUGCUUUGGUGGAAGCCAGCUGAACGUCUCUACACCAGACUACCUUGAUAAGCUCCAGAAAGGACCCAUGGACUUGUCUGACAGUCUGGGUUUUUUUGGUGGGGCACAACUCCAUAGGCUCUUCCUCUUCCCUGAGUAUUACGCAUUUGUGCAGCUGCCGGAUGGGUUUGCAGAGGAUGAGUCAGAGAGGUCUAGUCUGCUCUCUGUCUUGUUCUCUGGCCUUCAUUGGCACAUGGGAAUGAGCCCAUACGUCUCUGACAAUACGGUGGAGAUUGCACCGGAUGCUGUGCGUCUGAACCAUAUCAUGUACCCCAUGAGCCGUGUCAUGGAUGGGAACUCCAUGCUUGCACUUGGGGCUGUUGGGCAAAAGGCCAUUAACAUCCCACCUGAGAUGUACAAUCCAAUGUACGACCGCGACCACAAGAUCUACAGCAACUAUCUCAACUAUGCUGUUGAUGGUCUCAACAUUGGGGACAGGCGCGCUGUUGCGUCUUUCAUGGUGCGCCAGCUGUAUAACCUCGUCUUCCAUCUUUGGCGUCAAGCCGAUGUUGGUCCUUCUCUUAACCCAGACGUGUUCUUCAGUGCGUUCUCUGCGGUUGAUGAGGAGGGCCAGCGCAUCACAUUCACUGACACGGACUUGGUCCCUGUCCUUGAACAUCGGCCUGAUGAGCCUGAGUAUGUGCAUGAAACCAUCCUUGCACGUGCUCAGGCUUGGAGGGAGUGGAAGGAGCACAAGCUGCGUUAUGUGGCUGUCAUUCCACGAGCCACAUAUGACAAUCGCAUUGUGGACCUCCGCAAAGAGAUGGGGACUGAGAACCCUGCGCCUGUUUGUAAGCACAAUGGCAUUACCGACGAUUGGGUGAACACACCUCUCGGUAACUUCCGGCAACUUCCGGUAAUUGCCGAAAUCCCUUUCAAGACUACAAUACCGACGGAACGACGGGCCGAGACACCGAGGACUAUUGACUGUCGUAAGUAUUAUACUAAUUCUAACCCAGACUCCAACACUGUUCCUGUUGCACGUCCUGGAAGAUCCCAGCAACCCAAGAAAGCUCCUGUGCCGUCCAAGGGCAAGAAGGCGAAGCCUAAGCCCAAGUCCAAGCCAGCCAAGGGCAAGAAGCGCGCUCGCGCAGAGGUGGAGGAUGGUAUGGAUUCUGAUGAGAGACCUGCCCAACGAGCACGUUUGGACUUAGAGAAUGGAGAUGCCCGUAAAGUUAUAGGCCUUCCACGUCGUGCUACACGUGUUAUGGCUGUGGACGGACCUGCUGUAGAUCAGCCUAGCAGUUCUGCUGGGCCAUCUCAGCAUGGGGGAGACCCUACAGUGUCUGACAGAGAGGAUGGUCAAUUUCUGCUGUAUGUGCCUCUGGAUGCACUUAUGGUCCCUCCAAAGUUGUCUGCACGCACUGCAGAUGAGUCUGAGUUGGAAGAUGAAGAUGACGAGGAUGAGACGCAGGAAGCUCCUGUCUUGUCUCCUGCAGCUCAGUCAUCAGGAAGUGCAAGUGCAAAGUCGUAUGCGGUUGCUCUCUCGCUGUUCACUGCAGCAAAGUUCCAGGCUGCAAACCAGAUGCUGUGCAAUGUUGCCAGUGUUCUGCAGUCUGAGGAUUCAGCUGCCGGAUCUGUUUCACGCCAGCUUCUUGAUGGCCUGCUUGAUGCUAUGGAGAGCAAGGACUCUGCAGCUGCGUGCUCUGUUGGGUUUGCAGUUUUGCUGCAACGUAACUGGUCUGCGCAGACAAGGUACAAGCGGGAUGACUCCCUGCAGCACCUCAAGCACGCGGUUCUUAGGUCUGAAAUAAUGAUGAUGAACUACUAUGCUUGGCUCUGGCUGGACUGUGUUCCUGUCAACUACUGCUCAAGGUUUCUCUCAUCCUCUGCUCCCUCCGCUGCUGCCAAUGACUGGCUUGGCCGUCUUGCCAUUGCGGUGAACGAUGGCUUCAAGUCGCAUAACUUGGUCACUCUCCAGCGCCAGGACUUCCUUCCUGAUCUCCCCCCCCAUUCCAUCACCAUGCCAAGAGCUCGUUUCACCGCUGAUCGGCGUUACACUGCAUCCAUCGACUUCAUUCAGCGCACCCUACGCACAUGGCUGGACUUCCCGAAGAAUUCCUCGUAUGUGCGCUCCCUCUUCAUAUGCGCUAUCAUCUCGGCCUUUGGCUGCUCAGAUGUCCUUCUUCUGGACAGUGUCUGGGAUGUCUACCAGCGUGCUGAGUCUUCCCUUCUCAUCCUGGACGACCGCCGGUGUUGCCUCCCUUCCACCCAUCUAGAUCCUCUGUUCUAUGAUCUCCAUGCACUCCCAGUCCUCUCCCAGCCUACCUCGCCAGACACUUGUGCUUUUGCAGAGUUCCUUCGGCUUUGUUCCUCCUCACUUCCACCACUGUCCUCUGCAUCCUCUCGCUCCACUCUGCCAGCACCUCAGCUCACCUUGCAACCUUCCGACUCUGCUGCACCAGGCUUAGAGGCGCUCCACUGCUUUGUCAUGGAUUGCUAUGGCUUGCUGGACCAUCUUCUAGAUGGUAAGCAGAUCAUGCAGACUCGGCUCCAGAACUGGUGCUUGAGGAAUGAGGACAAGUACUUGCCAUUCCGGGAGCUUGCCCGUGGUUGCCGAGCGAGGCUUCCUAUCACUCCCCUACCUUCUUUGCCACACUGGAAGACUUUGUCGCCCUACAUCUGCAACAAGAAUGUGUAUGGCUCACAUGCCGUGGACCGUGAUGCUAGCCAUGGCGAGGCGAUGUUUGCGGCUGCACCUCAUUUUGUGGAGUUCUUCUCUGACCACCCAAAUGUUCCUUUCCUCGAUGGCCCCGUGUCCCAGGCAGUACCCGGAAGCUCCUCCCUGGCUGUGAAGAUGCCAACAGUGCCUGAGAUGGGCCAUGUGAUUGCAUCAUUGAAGUUAGGUGCACGGGCUGGUCUCAUUUGUCUUGGACUUCUCAGCGCCAAGCUGCCUGCUGCUGUGAAGUCUAGGAUGAAUUUUGAUGUGAUCAUGCGGGAACAUGCCUUGUUGUUGCUGCUCAAUGCCCAUGGCAUUGAAGAUGCACCACCAUAUGCCUUGUGGGUUCUGGGGGCUUCAAUGGCUAUGUUGUCUUGGACAAGCAUAUGUCAUGUUGGACGUCUGAGGACCUACAUAUCAGUGAUUCAUCUGCAUCGUACCCUCUCUUGUCUUGUGGAUUCUGGGGGAUUGGAUGGCUAUGCCGUCCCAGACAAGUCCAAUGCAAUUUGUCACAUGCAACCCAACCUGUCAACGGAGCAGAUCCUGGCGCUGAUCAAUGGUGUUACAGACGAUGAAGACAUGGAGCUGAAUGAGCAGGAGGACAAGCCUGAGUCUGAGCAAGAGAGCAAUGUUACAGACCAUGGCCAGUCAAGCAUUUACUGUUACCGGUGCCAUAAUGGUGGCAGCCUUGUCACCUGUUGCCGCUGCACCCGGGAUGUCUGUGCCCAGUGUCUUGGGCGGUUGGACUUCUCUGCCAUACAGGAUGUGUGGAGCUUCAUAUGCCCCGUGUGCCAUGGGGAAGAUAAACAGUUGAAGGACGAGCCAUACUACGCAUUCCAUCUUGUCUGGGUCAUUCCAGCCGUGCAAGAGCCCUGCCCAGUUGUAGGCACAAACAUUGGCCCACGGAAAGCCUUCUGUUCCACUGCACCCAUUGUCAUCUUAUCCUUCCGGCUCAAGUCACUUGGCAACCGUGGCAGUGUCCCAUUGAUGUUGCGCACCCAUCUUGAAAGUUAUUUUUGGUGUACCGACAACCUCCACUACGACGAUAUCGUCUUUGAUUUCCAUACCGUGAAGGAUGCCGCAAUUCAUGCCAGGCGUAUGAAGAGUCUGUAUGCUGACAUAAUCUCCGUCCCAAAUGUCCGCCUUGUCACCUUCAUCUACACGCACAGCAACGUGCACACAGGCGACCUAUACCAUGCUCAUGAUGCAACCUCGCCUAUAGACGAGUGGUUCAACAUUGUGCUCACCGAUGAGUUCAAAGUACUAUGCGACAAGGUCUCACAGCAUUGGAUGUUCAUCCUUGCCUGUGGUGCCAUUGUCAACAACAACACUGCACACAUGCACCUCAAGCAUCAACUUCUCGAGUACAAGGUCCCCUUUGUGUUUGGCUUCUCAGCCACAAUGUUCAAUGCCCACCUCAGCUCCGACUUCAUCAUCCACUUUGCCACACGCAUCAUCAUCCAGCUUGCUGUCCCUCUUCGCCACACAAUGGCUCGUAUGCUUAACAUGUCCUUCAGCCUCCGUCUCCACAGUGGUGUCAUUGUCUUCCGCUACCACAACGGCAUGGAGAACACCCCAUCGAUCACUGUCGAGAACUAUGUGUGGCACCACCCAAACCUUGCACCUGGCGGGAUGCGCAUACCAUCCCAGUGCCCUGAUUGCAUGCGGCUUGGUACCCUGAAGCCCAUCAAAAGUGUUGAGCGCAAUACCAUGCGGUACUUUGCUGGCUUCAAGUGCAAGCGCUGCAAGUGGACGAAAAGAAAGUGGCUGAGCUACGACCGAAGGGAUGGAAACUUGGUGGACAAGGUGAACGGUAAAUGGUUCCUGGAUAUCAUAGAUCCUGACAAUGGGGAGGCGGAAGAGUUGUACUACGCAAGGGCUUGA